Andrographis paniculata is the source of this 1712-nucleotide messenger RNA. RefSeq names its product TLC domain-containing protein At5g14285. NCBI's taxonomy places the organism in Eukaryota, Viridiplantae, Streptophyta, Magnoliopsida, Lamiales, Acanthaceae. The coding region runs from base 800 to 1543 and encodes 247 amino acids. The transcript has a single exon. Gene Ontology annotation, cellular component: membrane. The record is from RefSeq and is a predicted model, not a curated record.
UGCUCUCCCUAGUCCCUCCUCCUCCUCCUACUUUGAUUCAUGAUUGGUCGGAGAUAAAAUAGAGUAUGGUUUUACAACUUGUUAAGAAGAUGCAGGAGUAGGAGCAGGAGUAGGAGUAGUAAUAAUAAACACUCUCUCUCAUCAGCGUUAGUGUUAGCGAGGGUGUUGUGGUGGUACAAUACAAAUUACCAACAAAUGUUGUGUUGUUCUUCUAGACGUCCUGUCCUGUCCUGUGCUGUCCUUCCUUGGCUUCGGAUUCUCUCCUCUCCUCUCCUUUCUCUUCACUGCGGCGAAUGAAACGCAAGCAACAACUUCUUCUUCCCUUCCUACCUAUCUAUCUAUCUAUCUAAAUUAUCCUGGCUGGGCUGGGCUGGGCUGGGCUGGGCUAGAUUAGGGUGGCCCUACCCUCCUUCCCUCCCUUCCUACCAACCUUCCCCUCGAAAAGUGCAAUCUUUGUUCUCACCCUCCCUAUCUACCAAACAAACGCUUCUUUACUUCCUAUUUCGUCCUCCGCCCGCCGCCCCCUAUUCCAUAUCCAAUCCAAUCCAAUCCGAUUGAUCGAUUAUCUCAAACGCCAACAACAAGGAAACUCCCUGCCCCGUACUCUUCCCAGGCGGUCAGGUCAGUGCACCCCGCCUUUCUUUCUUCCUUUCUUUCGUUUCUGAUAGUUUUCCCUAAUUCCCCUAACCUAAUAAUAUCAAUCAUCUAUCUGAAUCCGAUCCCUCGAAAUAUCAUCAUCACCAUCAUCAUCAUCGCCGCCGUGCCAUAGAUAUCCCCAGCCUCAGCCUCAUCAACCUCAAUGCCAAUGUCGUCAACUCCGCCGCUGGCUCUCUUUUUCGCCGCUUAUUUCAUCCUCUACCUCACUGCAUAUUUCGUUAUUUUCCGCAACUGGAACCGAAAGCUCCGCCCCGAGGCUGCCAGCUGCGCUAUUUCUCUGGCUCACGGCACUCCCGCUGCCUUCCUGGCCUUUCGUGCCAUCAUGGCGGACCCCGCCCGGGAUUUCCACUCCCCCAACACCCCCUUCCAAACCCUCCUCCUUGACUACAGCAUUGCUUAUUUCCUCAUGGAUCUGCUUCACUACUUAAUUUUUUACCCGCGGGAUGUCCUCUUCAUCGGCCAUCACCUCGCCACUCUCUUCGUCUUCCUGACCUGCCGCUACCUGGUUUAUCAUGGGGCGUUCGCCAUCCUCGUGCUUCUGAUCCUGGCGGAGGUGACGAGCCUUUGCCAAAAUGUGUGGACUCUGGCCGGUGCGAGGAGGGCGGAUUCGAAAUUUGCUGCCAAAGUGUACUAUCUGCUGUCUCCCCCGUUUUACGCCUUGUACACCGUGGUGCGUGGAUUUCUGGGGCCUUAUUUUGUGUAUCGAAUGUUUGCGUUCUACUCGAGCGGGGCAGCUGAGAGUGUGAUACCGUCGUGGGUUUGGAUUUCAUGGAUUUUUGUGGUUGUUGUGGCCAUUUCGGUUAGUGCGCUGUGGAUAUCUAAUCUUUGGAUGGAGCUGCAUAAACAGACGAGGACGAGGAAUGAUGUCGGAAAGAAAGUUAGUUAGGUAGGUAGAGGUAGAGGUAGAGGUAGAGGUAGAUAGGUGGCUUGGCCUGGUCUGGGUGUUAUUACAUUUACCCACUCUUCUCUUCUCUUUUUAUAUGCUCAUCUCAAUCUCAAUGCUUGGAACCGUAUUUUAGUUUAAAAAUGGAACUUUGACUUUCUUGUUCAUUCAA